Molecule: messenger RNA, 5389 nt
Organism: Cuculus canorus (common cuckoo)
Lineage: Eukaryota; Metazoa; Chordata; Aves; Cuculiformes; Cuculidae
Gene: MUC17
Product: mucin 17, cell surface associated
Exons: 11
Coding region: 102-5195 (1697 amino acids)
Source: RefSeq, a predicted model, not a curated record
AGACCUCCACAACAUUCCUCACCACCUCAGCUGAGUCGUCCACCACCAUCUCAACCUCUGGAGACACCUCUCCAUCUCUCACCUCCACACAGGAGACCUCCAUGACUUCCUCUACCACCUCCGCCGAGUCCUCCACCAUCUUCUCCACCGCAGAAGGCACCUCCCCUGCUCUCAGUUCCACACCAGAGACCUCCACGCUGACCUCCAGUACCUCCUCUGGGUCCUCCAGCACCUUCUCCACCCCUGAAGGCACCUCCUCUGCUGGGACAUCCACACAGGAGACCUCCACACUGUCCUUCACCACCUCUGUUGUCACCUCCAGCACCUUCUCCACCCCUGGUGAUACCACCCCAUCCUUUGCCUCCACACCAGAGACCUCCACACCAUUCUUCACCACCUCAGUUGAGUCAUCCACUGUGUUCUCCACCCCAGCGGACACCUCUCCAUCUCUCACCACCACACAGGAGACUUCCGCGUCCUCCUCCUCUACGUCAGCCGAGUCCUCCACCACCUUCUCCAGCCCUGGAGUCACCUCUCCAUCUCUCACCUCCACUCAGGAGACCUCCACGUCCUCCUCCACCACUUCCCCUGAGUCCUCCACCAUCUUCUCCACCCCUGGAGGCACUUCCCCAUCUCUCACAUCUACACAGGAGACCUCCACGACUUCCUCCACCACCUCCCCUGAGUCGUCCACCGCCUUCUCCAGCCCAGGGGACACCUCUCCAUCUCUCACCUCCACACAGGAGACCUCCACGUCCCCCUCCUCUACCUCAGCCGAGUCCUCCACCACCUUCUCCUCCCCAGGAGACACCUCCCCUGCUGAGACCUCCACACUGGAGACCUCCACACCACCCUCCAGCACCUCCUCUGAGGCCUCCAGCACCUUCUCCCCUCCAGGAGACACCUCUUCUGCUCUCAGUUCCACACAGGAGACCUCCACAUCCUCCUCCUCGACCUCCCCUGAGUCCUCCACCACCUUCUCCACCUCUGCAGACACCUCCUCUGCUGAGACCUCCACACAGGAGACCUCCACAUUGUUCCUCACCACCUCAGUUGAGUUCUCCACCACCUUCUCCUCCUCAGGGGACACCUCCACCACUGUCACCUCCACACCAGAGACCUCCACACCAUCGUUGACCACCUCAGCCGAGUCCUCCAGCGCCUUCUCCAGCCCUGGAGUCACCUCCUCUGCUGAGACCUCCACACAGGAGACCUCCACAACAUUCCUCAUCACCUCAGCUGAGUCGUCCACCACCAUCUCAACCUCUGGAGACACCUCUCCAUCUCUCACCUCCACACAGGAGACCUCCACAUCCUCGUCCUCUACAUCAGCUGAGUCCUCCACUACCUUCUCCACCUCUGCAGACACCUCCUCUGCUGAGAACUCCACACAGGAGACCUCCACACCGUCCUCCAGCAGCUCCUCCGGGUCCUCCACCACCUUCUCCACCCCUGGAGGCACUUCCCCAUCUCUCACCUUCACACCGGAGACCUCCACACCAUUCUUCACCACCUCAGCCGUGUUGCCCACCACGUUCUCCACCCCAGGAGACACCUCUCCAUCUCUCACCUCCACACAGGAGACCUCCACCCCAUCCUCCAGCACCUCAGUUCAGUUCUCCACCACCUUCUCCACCCCUGGAGGCACCUCUACAGCUGAGACCUCCACACAGGAGACCUCUACAACAUUCCUCACCACCUCUGUUGAGUCCUCCACCACCUUCUCAACCUCUGCAGACACCUCCUCUGCUCUCGGUUCCACACCAGAGACCUCCACGUCCUCCUCCUCGACCUCAUCUGAGGCCUCCAGCACCAUCUCGACCCCUGGAGACACCUCCACCACUCUCACCUCCACACCAGAGACCUCCACACCAUCCUCCACCACCUCAGCCGAGUCCUCCACCACCUUCUCCAGCCCUGGAGUCACCUCCUCUGCUGUCACCUCCACACAGGAGACCUCCACACUGUCCUCCACCACCUCCCCUGAGUCCUCCACCACCUUCUCCUCCCCAGGAGACACCUCCACCACUCUGACCUCCACACCAUCCUCCACCACCUCAGCUGAGUCCUCCACCACCUUCUCCACCUCUGAAGUCACCUCUCCAUCUCUCACCUCCACACAGGAGACCUCCAUGUCCUCCUCCACCAUCUCCUCUGAGUCCUCCAACACCUUCUCCUCCCCAGGAGACACCUCCUCUGCUGAGACCUCCACACCAGGGACUUCCAGACCAUCUUUCACCACCUCAGCCGAGUCCUCCACCACCUUCUCCACCCCUGGAGUCACCGCUCCAUCUCUCACCUCCACACCAGAGAUCUCCACACUGUCCUUCACCAUCACAACCGAGUUGUCCACCAUGUUCUCCACCCCAGGAGACACCUCUCCAUCUCUCACCCCGACAGAGGAGUCCUCCACCCCAUCCUACACCACCUCAGUUGAGUCGUCCACCACCAUCUCAACCCGUGGAGACACUUCCUCUGCUGAAACCUCCACUCAGGAGACCUCCACCACCUCAGUUGAGUUCUCCACUACCUUCUCUACCCCUGAAGACACCACUCCAUCUCUCACCUCCACUCAGGAGACGUCCACAGUGUCCUUCUCCACCUCAGCUGAGUCCUCCACCACCUUCCCCACCCUUGGAGACGCCUCCCCUGCUGAGACCUCCACACAGGAGACCUCCACACUGUCCCUCACCACCUCUGUUGACUCCUCCACCACCUUCUCCACCACUGAAGACACCUCUCCAUCUCUCAGCUCCACACCAGAGACCUCCACACUGUUGUCCACCACCUCAGUUGAGUCCUCCACCACCUUCUCCACCUCUGCAGACACCACCACUGCUGAGACCACCACACAGGAGACCUUCACACCAUCCUCCAUCACAGCCUCUGAGCCCUCCACCACCUUCUCCACCCCUGGAGACACCUCUCCAUCUCUCACUUCCACACCAGAGACCUCCACACCGUCCUCCACCACCUCAGCCGAGUCCUCCACCACCUUCUCCAGCCCUGGAGUCACCUCCUCUGCUGACACCUCCACACCGGAGACCUCCACACCGGAGACCUCCACACCGUCCUUCACCACCUCUGUUGACUCCUCCACCACCUUCUCCACCACUGAAGACACCUCUCCAUCUCUCAGCUCCACACCAGAGACCUCCACACCGUUCCUCACCACAUCUUCUGAGUCCUCCACCACCUUCUCCACCCCUGGAGUCACCUCUCCAUCUCUAAUGUCCACACAGGAGAGCUCCAGACCAUCCUCCACCACCUCAGUUGAGUCCUUCCCCACCUUCUCCACCUCUGCAGACACCACUCCAUCUUUUACCUCAACACAAGAGACCCCAACAUCAUUCUCCACCGCGUCCCUCAGGUCCUCCACCACCUUCUCCACCCCUGGAGACACCUCCCCUGCAGAGACCUCCACACCGGAGACUUCCACACUGUCCUUCACCACCUCUGUUGACUCCUCCACCACCUUCUCCACCCCUGGAGACACCUCUCCAUCUCUCACUUCCACACCAGAGACCUCCACACCGUUCCUCACCACCUCCUUUGAGUCCUCCACCACCUUCUCCACCUCUGCAGACACCUCCUCUGCUCUCAGUUCCACUCAGGAGACCUCCACGUCCUCCUCCUCGACCUCAGCUGAGUCCUCCACCACCUUCUCCUCCCCAGGAGACACCUCCACCGCUCUCACCUCUACACCGGAGGCCUUCACACCAUUCUUCACCACCUCAGCUGAGUUGUCUACCACGUUCUCCACCUCUGGAGACACCUCUCCAUCUCUCACCACCACACAGGAGACCUCCAGACCAUCCUCCACCACAUCCACAGAGUCCUCCACCAUCUUCUCCACUUCUGGAGGUCCCUCCCAUGCUGAGAACUCCACUCAGGAGACCUCCACCUCCUCCUCCUCCACCUAUUUUGAGACCUCCACCACCUUCUCCACCCCUGGAGGAACCUCCACUCCUGAGACUUCCACUCAGGAGACCUCCUCGUCCCCAUCCACCACUACCACUGUCAUGACCUCCACCAACUCCACCCCAAUGACCUCCACCGCCUCCACCCCAAUGACCUCCACCAACUCCACCCCAAUGACCUCCACCAACUCCACCCCAAUGACCUCCACCCCCACGGCGACGGCCGCGCAGCCUCUGGUUGUGUGUGAGAACGGUGGCACCUACGAUGGUGUGAAGUGUCUCUGCACCUCCUUCUUCUACGGUCCUUCAUGCGAGUUCGCCGUCGACUCUUUCCAGACGACCCUUCCUGUCCCGGAUGCCAUCGUAGCAGAAGUGGAGGUUGAAGUGACCGUCACCAACUUCAACUUCACCGAUGAGCUGAGGGACACUCAGUCCAACGCAUACCUCGAGUUCGAGAAGCACUUCCACACGGAGAUCCAGAAGAUCUAUGGGCACCUCCCGGGCUACCAAGGCGUGAAGAUCUUGGGCCUCAGCUCCGGCAGCGUCGUGGUGGACCAUAAGGUCUUCUUCGCCUUAAAGAACAGCACCGAUUUGGCCGAGACGUUUGAGGCCAUAACGAAGGACCUGGUGGACUCCUUACAAGAAACGAAGAACAACCAAAGCGACUGCCAAGACACCACCUCCAUCCUCUGCCUCAAGCUGUCGCCCAACCCCAUCGUCAGGAACAUGACGGAGGCGCCUUCUCUGGAUGCUCUCUGCUGGCAGAACGUCUUCAACCUCUACCGUUACUACUACUUCGCGUGGCCCAUGGGCGACGCCAUCCGGUGCAUCUCCAACUGCACUCCCAACACUCCGUCCACCAUGGACUGCCACCACGGCCAAUGCCACAUCACCAAGAACGGUCCUCAGUGCUUCUGCCAGGAUGAGGCCAUGUAUUGGUACGCGGGCUCCCAGUGCUCCGGGCGCGUCAGCAAGCUGGGGAUGGGUCUUGGCUUGGUGGCCACCAUCUUGCUCAUCGUCUGCGUCGUUCUCGCCGUCAUCGUGGCCAGAGAGCGAAGGAGGAAUGAGAGUGACCUUCAACCCUACGCGAUGGGCAACUGGUACGAGGACGAUGGCUUGACCUGGCAGUCACCCGACAGCUUCGUCUACCAGAAGCUGGGGGUCACCAACUCUACUGGUGGCGAAAGUCUACGCACCUUCACACCUUCCUUGGAACUGGUGGAUACGUCCAUACCGAUGAAGAUCUCAAGGCCACAGGUGACCACGAGGCUAUGAUUGUCCACCGGGAUCACCUCAGACGCCGACAGACGCAAACUGGGCUGAAGAGCAGAAGAACCUCAAUGCAACGGAUCUUCUCUCCCCGUGAGCGGACUCGAAUCCGCCCGACGCCGCCGUCCUCUUGGCUCACGGACGGCGUCAACCGUCGGCCGAGAUCCACCGAGGUGGACGAGCGGCGGUAUUUAUUAUUU